AUGAAUAGAGCAAUUGCGCCAGUCCUCGCAACCGUUUGUGGUGUAGCCACUGCAUUCGCAGCAUUCCAACCAGAACUUCAAAAACAAGCAGCAGAAAGAGAAGGAAAGAAUGUAGAGCAAUUCCAAGAGCAACAUGGUGGUGCCAUCCCCCCAACAUCCCACGACCCCUCUAUACCAGACAUCAACAACAACAAAUCCAUCGGCGCAGAAGUAAAACAACACCUGAACGAAGCAAAAGAUGAAGCAAUGACAGAGAUCCAACACAUCAAAAACGAAGCAAAGACAGAUGUUGCACCACAAAAGGCUUGGUGGGGAUUAGGUUUAUUCGGAGCCAGCCAGGGUGGAAGUGAAAGCCCUCGAGAGGGUGAGAAGAAGCCAUGA
Molecule: messenger RNA, 381 nt
Organism: Aureobasidium pullulans EXF-150
Lineage: Eukaryota; Fungi; Ascomycota; Dothideomycetes; Dothideales; Saccotheciaceae
Exons: 3
Coding region: 1-381 (126 amino acids)
Source: RefSeq, a predicted model, not a curated record